Molecule: messenger RNA, 1581 nt
Organism: Knipowitschia caucasica
Lineage: Eukaryota; Metazoa; Chordata; Actinopteri; Gobiiformes; Gobiidae
Source: the annotation of a GenBank genome assembly
AUGCUCAGAGCGUGCAGGGGACCAGUAGUCAGCGGCGGCCUUUUGUGUCUCUCUCCUCCCGGAGCUCCCGGAGGAUGCUCGGAGCAGUCUCGUGAACAGACCCAGACACUGCGGAGGUGUGAGGCCGGGGAUGAGGGGCCGCGAGCAGGACAGGAGCCGGAGAUGAAGAAGGACGUUCAGACGCUGGUGUCUGAAGAAAGAGCCGAGAUCCUCCUCAAAUAUGCAACAGGCAGACAGGGCGGGGUGCGGGUCGACCCCUGGGAGGACGCUCAUCGGUACAAAGUGGUCGACCGCUUGGGAUUCAUGCAUGAGAAGGAGCUUCCUUUGCCCAGCGCUCACGAGGAGAAGCUGAAGUUGCAGCAGUUGCACAGAGCAGAGAAGUGGCUGAAGAUGCUGCAGAAGUGGGAGAAAUACAAACGCAGUGAAAAGCUGGUGAGGAGGAUCUACAAAGGGAUCCCGGCUCCGCUCCGAGGUCAGGCCUGGACUCUGCUGCUGGAGGUGGAGAAGGUCCGGAGGGAAAACCCGGGGAAGUACCAGAGGAUGAAGGAGCAGGCUCUGGUCUACUCGUCUGAGAUCAAACAGAUCGACCUUGACGUUAAUCGCACAUUCAGGAAACACGUCAUGUUCGUGGAUAGAUUCGGAGUCAAGCAGCAGUCUCUCUUCUAUGUGCUGGCAGCAUAUUCUGUCUACAACACGGAAGUCAGUUACUGUCAGGGCAUGAGUCAGAUUGCGGCUCUUCUUCUGAUGUUCAUGGACGAAGAGGACGCGUUCUGGGCCCUGAGCCGCCUGCUGGGGGACCGCCCCCACGCCAUGCACGGAUUCUUCGUUCCUGGUUUUCCCAAACUGCAGCGUUUCCAGAGUCACCACGACCAGGUCCUGAACAAACUGCUGCCACGGCUCAAGAGACACAUGGACCAGGAGCAGAUGUUCACUGGUAUCUACAGCACCAAGUGGUUCAUGCAGUGUUUCAUAGAGAGGAGUCCGUUCAGUCUGACCCUGCGUCUGUGGGACAUCUUCAUCCUGGAGGGAGAGCAGCUGCUGACCGCCAUGUCCUACACCGUCCUGAAGGUGCACCGCCAGCGCCUGAUGCGGAUGUCGCUGGAGGAGCUCAGGGACUUCCUCCAGGAGCGCAUCGCUGUGUCGCUGUCGCACAGUGAUGAUGUCAUCAUCGAGCAGCUGCGGCGCGCCAUGUCGGAGCUGAGGAAGAGGAAGCUGCAUCUUCCUCCUCCAGGUAAAGCUGAGGAGCUGCCCCUUCGGCCUCUGGGUCAGGACCCCCCAGCAGUGCCUCGUGCUGCCUGCCCCCCCCAGGCCUGCCCCCCCCAGGCCUGCCCCCCCCUGAGCCCAAGCCCCUCCAAAGACCCGCCCUCGCCCUCCCCUGUGGUCAUCCACCGCACUGCCCUGGCCUCUCCGGAGCAUGACUCCCCCCUGAUGGGUCCGCCUCCGUACCACUCCCCUUCGGACCACUCCCCUCCGGACCCUUCCCCCCCCAGGACCCUCUCCAGGACCCUCUCCACGCCCCUGUGGCCCCAGCCCCCCCUCCCCAGAGUCAGCCAGUCUCAGAGUCUGGGCCAGCGUCUGUAG